AUGGGCUUUAAUAUCGCCGGUCAUGAAAGGCAAACAUGUCGAAGGUUUUUCCAGUUUCAAGUUUCAAAGCCAAUUGAUGUCAAGACAAAGUCUUAUUACACUGAGAGCGAUGAAAUAUACCUAGAAGCACUGUUUCAAAAUUUGACCAACUUGCCAAUACAGUUGAAAAAUGUGAACCUCGAAAGCAAUGACUUUGAAGUAUCUUCGUUGAAUUUCAUGCAGAAUGAUAGUUCUGAAAAGUGGAUAUUCGGUCAAGUGAAUCGACUCAACACCAUGGAAUCGCGGCAAUACUUGUUUAUGCUUAAACCCAAAGAGGAGGCUCGAAUCAACCCAGCUUUAAUAAAGGCAAUCACCACGAUUGGCAAGUUGGACAUUGUGUGGCUGUCAGGCAUCGGCGAAAAGGGACACAUUCAAACAUCACAACUUGAAAGAACGACAUCAAGCGGUGAUAGCAUAAAAAUAUUUGUCGAUGAAAUACCAACGCAGGUGUACAUCAAUACUAUAUUCAAAGUAAAGUUUCGCAUUGUCAAUUGCAGUUCAAAAGAAGUGGAGCCAACGCUGCACUUUGUCAACACUGAACACCAGAACAUUCAGUGGCUUGGCCUGGCGAACAAGACGCUCCAGCAACUGAAGCAGUCAGAAAGUGCCGAUGUGGAGAUGAGACUGUACCCGACAAAGGCUGGCCUCUUUAGCAUUCCUCUCGUCAAAGUGGCGGACUUUAUUUCCAAAGAAAACUACGAUUAUAAAGAAUUGGCAUUUGUAAACAUAAUUUAA
Rhagoletis zephyria (snowberry fruit fly) is the source of this 774-nucleotide messenger RNA. NCBI's taxonomy places the organism in Eukaryota, Metazoa, Arthropoda, Insecta, Diptera, Tephritidae. The record is from RefSeq and is a predicted model, not a curated record.